ACAAGGAGAGAGCAGUGCGCCUCUGCUCUGUGAUCAGUCCGCCUCCACAUGGCUCAGGCUUUAUUUCAAACUCCCUCCUCAGCCACAAUCACAACAUGAUGCCAUGUGCCGGUAUGGACUCAGACUCACAGGUUAUUACGCGCGUUUAUUUUGCCUAAGAGAGCUUUUAGUUUUCUUUACAAUAUUUUUUGAUUUGCAAAAGGAAACAAGAGGGAUCGCUUGGUAAGUUUUUGUUUUUCAUAUUAUUAUAAUUUGGGGGGUCUAUGGCCUACCUUUGACUACAAUAAGGAACACUCUCCUGAGACCGAUUUUUAAUGCCUAUUGAAGUUAAAAAUUAAAAAGAAAAACAGACCCUAAAUAGGCCUUCAGCCUAACAUGGUUUAACAUUUUAAAAAUUCAGUCUUGCCUAUUUAUGCACGUGUACAUUAUUUUUGAUCUCCCAUUUCUUUUUUCCCCAUCCCUAUGUACAUUUACACGUUUGUUGUCGUUUCUCAUAUUGACCUGUCUGAUCCAUGAAACAUCACAGAUUUCUUCACACGGAAAAAUAAUUGACUAUUUCCUUUUUGUCACGUCGGGUAUCCCGUUGGGACAGAGCCGAGUCAGAACGGAAUAAAUGCAAAUUCAUUAACUCUGAAUAACAUUAUAGGAUUAACUACAAGGCGUCUCUUACUUUGAAAUCACCACAUCUGUUAGUCCUUUUACCAUAGAAAUAAAUUUAGGAAAACUGAAUUGUCUUUUAGGGGGUUCAUUUAAUUAUAAAAUAGAUGACACAACAAAAAUUGCACUCUUUGUUGUCACCGAAAAUGUUGUGGUGUAUAUCUCAUUCUCUUGAAAUUGGAGAUGAAUUUCAAGCACCGUGGGUGAGCUUUCACUUUAGUUUUACGCCCUCAAAAAAAUCAAAGCUGUACUUCAAGUUUGUCAUCUGAUUUACAAGAAACAGCAUCCAGAAGUUUUUCUUUUUUCACCCAACAAGAUAAAGAUUUAACUGUCAAAACUUUAAAUCAUCUCAUCUUACAUUCAUUUUUUUCUAGUUUGGUUUAGUCAGAGAAUAGUUGAAUUAGUUUAAAUUUCGUUGUAUUUUAACCAUUUCACUAAAUCACAUCACGUUUGUAGGGUCUCCAAAUCAUUUUCGGUGUUACUAAAAAAAAGGAUUCAGCACUUUUCAUCACCCUAAUAUUAUCACUCCAAAGCUGUGCCAAAAUGCUCUCGUUUGGUUUUAUCAUUGUCACAUUUUUCGCAGACAUCUUCAAUUCAAAUUCGACAUUUCAUUCCAAACCUAUAAGUAUCAAAAAGUGGCCAAGCACAAACUGAAACGCCCACAGAAGGUUUCAACUUUGGUUUGAAAGUCACUUUACUCGGGCAUCACCUCACUUUAUUUUUGUUUACGCGCAGUUUGACAGCUUUGGCAUUUGAAUGAGGCCUUUUAAGUCCUUGUGACUCAUACAGCUGAUAGCUAGCGUAGGUUUUACUACUAUCUUAACUGUCAUCUAUAACUGUCUCAGAUUUCAGAUUCCGACAGAUGCUGACAAAACAAGGUUUUAUCCGACAAUAUUUGGCACAAAAUUGAGAGAGGGGAUCACUGAGAGGAGAGAGGACACUGGAAAACCCGUCCCAACUUGGAUCAGAAAGUAAUCACCCUUUUAUACUAAGUCUGAGUGAGGACUGGUGAAGUAGAGAUGCUGGGAAAUGAAGGAGAGAGCAGCACAUUUGCAUCCACCAAGGAAGCAGCGGAUGAGAGGUGUAAGUCCCCGGCUGUGGAUGGAGACAACUCAGCUGCAGGCAGCAGGUACGCAGAGCACGGGGUAGGUGCUGACCGCUACUACAUCCCCUCGGCUGUCUCCAAACAAAGUCCAGAACCACCAAACCCCUGCUCCUUCAUCCCCUACACUCCUAGUGGGACAGUUUACAGCCCAUCCAGCGCAGGCAGAUACCCCUCAUCUCUCCACCUGGGCUCCGUAUUACCUCCUGCAGGAUUUUCCCCCUCCACAGCCGGGCGCAGUCACUUCAGCUCGGCGUACCAGCUCGGGCAGGGUCCCGGCUGCAUCUACCCAUCUUACACCGGCUCAGGGUCCGCUCUCAGUAACAUCACUUUACCCACAGCCGGGCCCGGAAUGAGGGCCCAGGUUUACCUAUGCAACCGACCGCUGUGGCUCAAGUUCCACAGGCACCAGACCGAGAUGAUCAUCACCAAACAGGGCAGGUGAGAGAGAGAAAGAUAGACAGAGACACACAGAGAGAAAAUAAAAGUGUUGUUUACUAGGACUUAAUGCUCUAAUAUGUUUAUGCCUUUGCAGACGGAUGUUCCCGUUUCUGAGUUUUAACAUCACAGGUCUGAACCUGACAUCACACUAUAACGUGUUUGUGGAGGUGGUGUUGGCGGAUCCGAACCACUGGAGGUUUCAAGGUGGCAAGUGGGUGACAUGUGGAAAGGCGGACAACAGCAGCCAAGGUACAAAAGUGGAUCUCACGGUUACAAAUGAUAUUUUUUUUACAAUGAAAACAUUUUUUCCAAUCGAAAAAUGGAAAUAGAUUAUAGGACACAUUGAUUGAAAUUUUUUUAUGCGCAAAGACAAUUAAUUUGUCUUUAAUAAGAACUUUUUUUUGUAUGAACACUUUUAAAGCCAGGCGUACAUUUUUUAAUGCACUGCCCACGAAGGUGUAGAUGUGAGAUCGAGUCUAAAGAUAUAAAUAUAUGUCUUUGUUACAGGGAAUAAAGUGUACAUCCACCCUGAGUCCCCGAACACAGGGGCGCACUGGAUGAGACAAGAAAUCUCCUUCAGCAAACUGAAACUUACCAACAACAAAGGAAACACUCACAGCACCUCACAGGUAUGACAAACUGAACACACUGAGGCCUUUAUUAAAAGACGUAACGGUGGAACAAAUUAUUUAAAGGCGGCACAAUCUUAUGUACAAUUGGCCAAUGAUCUUAGCUAAAUUCAGAGUUACUUUGUAUUUUUGAUAUGCAGAUAAUAUUCAUGGAUACACGGAUAAAUCGUGCGUAACAGGCGCACUGACAUUUUGGAUAUUGUUUGAUUUCAAAUCCUAUAGCUAAUUUGUGGUCAGAAGAAACGACGAUUUCAGCAAUUUAGUGAUGCUUUUUCUGUCUGUGGGAGCAAUUUGAACUCAGUAUUUCAAAAUACAGUCACCUUAUUUAGGACGGGUACAAUUUGAGGCAAGAAAAAAAAAUACAUCCGAAGGAAUCAGCGCUUUUCUGAAGUCAGUAUUUGUGCGUAUCAUUAUUAUUAUUUUGUAAUUCAAUUGUUCUAACCAACAAUAUGCCAUGUUCCACUGUAGAUGAUUGUUCUGCAAUCGCUGCAUAAGUACCAGCCGAGGCUGCACAUAGUGGAGGUGACAGAGGACGGGGUAGAUGACAUCAGCAGCGAUGUGAAGACUCAGAGCUUCACCUUUCCAGAGACCCAGUUUAUAGCUGUGACUGCCUACCAGAACACUGAUGUAAGAAUGAACAUGUCCUCUCUGCCUUUGUUCUCUGCCAUGAUAAAGUUUCUGAGCAAUGUGCUGCUAUUGUCAUAAAAUCAGUCCUAUAGCCAUGUUUUGUUGUUAUGAACCUCAUGUUACAUCUUUAUUAAAAUAUUCAACAUUUCUUAUUCUUUUAUAGUUUUAUCUCUAUGAUUCAGAGAAAUGUAACUGCAUUGUGCUUUUCAAAAUCUGCUCUUGCUUAUUGCCACAUAUUGAUGAAGCUCUUUUAUAUUUUCUAUAUGCCCCAGAUUACACAGCUGAAGAUUGAUCACAACCCUUUUGCCAAAGGAUUCAGAGACAAUUAUGAUUCGUGAGUAUUUUACUCCACUCAUAUUGUUUAUAAAUUGUAUGGAAAUCAUAUUUUAUUAAGACUACAUUGAGAUUGUUUUCUUAUUCCAUCAAACGCUCUUUCUCUUUCAUUUCAAAGUGAACUCAUCUAAGAUUAUUUGCGUCAUGUUUUGUGUGACUACUCAUUUUGAAAGAAAUGUUCAUACCAUAUUCUUUUUCUCUUUACUUCUUCCUUGACCUCAAAUUCACCAGUGAAUAUAUAUUUUUUAGGAUGUACACAGCCCCAGACAACGACCGCCUCACCCCCUCUCCCACCGACUCUCCACGUGCACACCAGAUUGUCCCCAGCGCCCGUUACUCCAUGCAGCCCUUCUUCCAGGACCAGUUUGUCAACAACCUCCCUCAGCAUCGUUUCUACAACAGUGAGAGAGCUGUGCCGCAGACUAACAACCUCCUCUCACCUCAGCCUGAGGAUGGAGCAUCACAGAGGUGGUUUGUCACCUCCAUGCAGCAAGGAGGAAACAGCACGAGCACCAGCAACAAGCUCGAUCUCACACCAUAUGAGGGAGAAUACUCAAGCUCCCUGCUGCCUUAUGGUAUCAAAUCUCUCUCCAUGCAAACAUCUCAUGCUCUCAGCUACUAUCAAGAUUCUCCUUUCUCCACCAUGACCGCAGGGUGGGGACCCAGAGCAGCAUACCAGAGAAAGGUUCCCCCCAGCUUGCCUUGGUCCCCCAGGCCUAGUCCCACUGCUGGUUUCCCAGACGACUCAAUCAAAGUGAAACCACAAGUAGAAGAGGAGGUGAAUGGCAGCGGGGGCCUCAUCUCCUCCUGGACAGAGGCGCAGCCAUCAGCACUGUCUCUGGACAAGACUGAUUCUUAUUCUUCCACCUGCAAACGGAGGCGCUUGUCUCUUAAUGGCCCCAGCACAGAGGAGUCAUCCAAUGAGAUCAAGUGUGAGGACUUGGCCUCUGCUGCACCAAACAGUAGCUCCUACAGCAAAGAAGCCCCCUCAUCCAAAAGCAUGGCAGCUUACUAUUCCUUUUACACAAACCCCUGAGUGCUUAUUCUCUCAAAAUUUUGUCUCUUUUUUUUCUGAAAAUGAGGUUGUUCUUUGUUUUCUACCAUCAACAAGAACAUUUAGUUGCUUACGCCAUGCGCACAACAAGUAUUUUCAUUGUGAUUUUUCUUCCCUUUUUUGUUAUGCUUCAGUCAAUUUCAAGGGUCAUUAAAAUAAUCACAUAAACCAAAGUGUGUGUGUGUGUGUGUGUGUGUGUGUGUGUGUGUGUGUGUGUGUGGCAUGAUGAGCAUUAAAUUCCUGUGAUCCUGGCUUAUUACAUCUAUUCAGUGUAUCUACCAUCAUAUACAGAGUCCCACCAUUGUGUAACAGGAAGUGCCAAAGCAUUUGUUUUGGGUAUCAAAGUUAAUAAAACACUUCUAUGUAUGUUUUAUUGUGAACACAUUGCUGUAUCUGCCCUUACACUGAGGUUACAUGUUUACAGAUUAUUUAUUAAAAGCCUGUUUAUAUGAAAUUUGUGCGCUCAUGAAUGUAAGGUUAAUGCUGUACAUAUCUUCAUGGCAAUGUUGAAGCAUUUGAUAAUAAAAGCAUAUAUGUUCUCUUUAA
This is a messenger RNA of Xyrichtys novacula (pearly razorfish), 5389 nucleotides long. Lineage: Eukaryota; Metazoa; Chordata; Actinopteri; Labriformes; Labridae. The record is from the annotation of a GenBank genome assembly.